Molecule: messenger RNA, 3475 nt
Organism: Pseudogymnoascus destructans
Lineage: Eukaryota; Fungi; Ascomycota; Leotiomycetes; Thelebolales; Thelebolaceae
Exons: 3
Coding region: 1016-3055 (679 amino acids)
Source: RefSeq, a predicted model, not a curated record
UCCCACCCUCCCUGCCUCCCUGCCUCUCCUCCACAUCAGCGGACCAGAACCAGACCAUCCAGGUUCACGCUCCCUCGCCAUGCCACUGCAUUCGCCAUCCCGCUCCCCGUCCAAACAUUCAUCCCCGCCAGAUUCGUCACCGAACAUGCAGAAAGCACCACCUACUGUACUCUAUGUAAGGGAUCCUGCUGGUCCUUGCAAUGGCCUGGGGGGGAACACGGCGGCUUGGCGGCUUGGCGGCCUGGCGGCUUGGCGGCCUGUUGCGACUCGUCGGCGCUGAGGAGCUCGAGGCCCAUUGCGACUAAGAAAAGAAAGAGACUAGAGCGUCCUCAGGUGCGACGGACUCAGAUCCUGUGACAGCUAUGGGGAGAACCAGCACAUAGCAUCAUGAGGGACGAGGGAUGAGGAAUCUGGUCUGUCUCUGCAGUGGUGGUGUUCCAUCACACUUGCCAACGCCAUGUAUGAUCCCGCUGGUCUGGCCAGGACGAGGGAUCGUGCAUAAUAUGCGAGGUGUUCACAGCUGUUCGCUCUGGGAUACAAUAGUGAUACCUGAAAGUGCCGAAAUGGGAUAUAGCCAGGCCCAUGAAGUUAGAACGCAUCUGGCGAAAGCUCAUGGCUCUUGUUGUAUGUCGUACAAGACUCAAUGUAGCCGUCGCCUCAAAAAAAUCGUUCGUGCCUGAGGCUGCUAUCACCAACACCCUUGUCGCUAGGAUCUAGGAGCUAUGACCAACACGUAAACAAACAAGCCCCCCACGAAUCUUAUCUUCCACACGUUAACUUCUCCAAUUAACUUCCUCCAACACUAAAAUACCCAGCUACGGGAAGCUAUAGACUAUAAAUCAAGCGCCUGGACAACCUGUGCCCACUCGCCAAAGCCAUACGCGCCAGGCACAUCAUCAACCCCACUCCCAACUUUCCAAGAAUAGCCUGGGAGGCAAUUCUAUUUCCAUCACUGCAAGUGUUCCUAUUCGGAAUAUCCAAACUUCACCUCCAAACUCAUCACCAAAAAUCCGCCAUGUCCCCUCUUCGACGCCGCUCGUCGAGGAUUCGGGGGAGCAAAAACACCCCCUACAAGAGAAAUGAACCCACCCUCAAUAACCUUGCACCAAUUGGUGAGCAGGAGGGAACCCCCAGCCGCGGUGCUGCUGCCUCGGCCUCCAACGUCGUCGAAGCUUCACCGCAAGUUCCCAACACCCCGACGACGGCGGGACGCAUCAAGCCUCCUCGCGAAGAGAUGCACCCGAGCAAGGCCCAGCAAAGCACCAAGAAGGAAGAUGAGGGUAUCAGACACGGCUUCACCGAUAUCGGGGCUAGAAAGCCUGAGAUCCUUACCACGCCGUCGAAGCUCAACAUAAAUUCGUCGUCGGAAUUCGAGUUCAGAUUUGCGAAGCCAGCUCCUUCUCUGGGUCCUGAGGCCCAGCAAAUGAUGUCUGAGAUCCGUGAGGAUGCUCGACGCAUCAAAGCAGAGCUGGCUGCGAAGAGAGAGGAGGAGAUCGCUGAGAAUGGAGGUGACAUCCUCGGCGUGCUUUCUGGACGAAAGUUUGCGCAGCCAAAGGGCAAGGCUGGCCGAUACAGUUACGUCCAUAUGGCGGAGUUUAAGAAGAUGGAUUCUAUUGCUGCCCACCCUUCUGCUUUCAGAGCGCAGCCUGGACGCAUCACACCAGUUGCAAAGACUCUCAAGCGCACCCAGUCCAAGGCCAACCUGGCUGAUCGAGAUGUCAUCCCUGCCAAGCAAAUUACACCACUUGCCAAAACCCUCAAGCGCACCCAGUCCAAGGCCAAUCUGGCUGAUCGAGAUGCCAGCCCUGCCAAACAAACCAUCAAGCUGGUUCGACCAUCGGUUUGCCCCGAUAAUGAGGCUCCAGCAAAGCGUGCCCGCCAAAUGGGUGCUCGCGAUACGUCGUUUGCCAGACCAAGCUCGAGGGAUGCUAACAUGCAGUCACCGAGCAAACCAUCCACACCAACAACUGGACGUACGGCGAACUUUUUGAACUCGCUUUCAACCCCAACACAAUCCUCGCUUGCACGUGCUGUCAGCAUUAAGCAGGAUGGUACACCUCAGAGUGCUUUGCGUCGAUCUCCUUCUAAGAUUGCUUUGACACCCGGACUCGUCAAAUCUGCUACCAUGAAUAACCUGUCUAGCCUCUCCAGAUCGGAAUCUACCCACAAAUUUACUGACAAGAUGAAGUCUAUCCUUCGUCGCCCAGCUGCUCAAGCGGACAAUACUAUGCCGCCUCCACCAAGCUCCAUUCCAUCAUUGAUGAAGAGCCCUAGCAGGGCCAAUCUUCGUCAGGGGAUUCCAUCUGCACCGGCAACACCUACAACCAAAACUCUCGCCCAUUCGAAGAGCACCAAGCAUGUUAACUUCACUCCCACCACUACCACGAGGAACGAGCCCCACCACUCUCCUACACCCCUCAAGUCCAACAUCCCGCGCUCAAAGUCCUUCGCCAACCUCAACUCAGUGGCCUACCCCACCCUACCAUCGGCCUUAAAACCCGCCGCCCGCCCAACCGAAAAGCAACCCGAGACCACAAUCACCUACCCCCAGCUCCCCUCCUCGUCCACCCUCUCUCGCACGCCCCUGCAGCCCAUCCCCGCCGUCCCCGCCGUCCCAGGUAUCUUCACCUUCACCAGCGGGCAAACCAUCAAAUUCGGCACCCCCCCCGCGCCACCAAUUCGCAACCUGGGCACCUCCCCGGGGCAAACAAGCAUCCGCCAAGAGAACGAGGCACCUCCCAUCCCGCACGGCUUGGCGAACAAGAAGCGUGCGCGCGCUGCGUCGCCGGAUGAGGUGGAGGUGACGGCGCCGGAGAUGAAGAGGAAGCGUGUACGUGCUGCGGAGCCGGGUGAUGAGGAGGAGGGGGGGCAAGAGGAGCGCUGGCCGAAGAAGUGGAGGGGGAAUGUGGAGGUGGGAGGGGCGGAGACGAUGGCGAGGAAGAUUGUGAAGGAGCAGAUGGCGCCGAAGAGUAAUAUUCCGAGCUCGCCGAAGAGGGCGGGCGGGUUGAGUCUGAGUAGGCUUAAGAUGCUUGCGAUGCCGAAGUCGAGGAGGUAGAUUGGUAUGUGGGCAGGUGAGAGGGUUUGUGAGAAUGUUGUUCACGGGGCGUAUUGAUCUGGCGUAUGUAUGUCUCUUUCGUGGGAUGGGGUGGGUUUGGUGUACGGGGAUCUAGUGUGUGAAGAGCUCAUCACUGGAUUUGGAUUUGGGGUUGGGAUUUGAUUUAUGUACGAGGACUUUUGACUCUUUGUUUGGAGUAUUCGUUUUUGUUUCCUUCGACUUGGGAGUGGCAUUUUUUGAGUUUAAUGUGGGAAUGAAAACAAAAUAGGGGGGAUGAGGACCGCUUAUUGUGUUGUGUGUGUUGGAGUUUUUUCUGCAAAUGUAUUUUUUUGUAUGAGUUCCAUGGGUUACUUCCAUGAGUUUGGGGGAUCUUACUGCUGUUACUAGACAGUCAUUAAUUCUUUUUUGAUCUUCUUGUUU